Messenger RNA from Akanthomyces muscarius, 1071 nucleotides. RefSeq lists its product as uncharacterized. Gene Ontology annotation, molecular function: phosphoric diester hydrolase activity. Lineage: Eukaryota; Fungi; Ascomycota; Sordariomycetes; Hypocreales; Cordycipitaceae. The record is from RefSeq and is a predicted model, not a curated record. The coding region runs from base 1 to 1071 and encodes 356 amino acids. Gene Ontology annotation, biological process: lipid metabolic process. The transcript is spliced from 5 exons.
AUGGAUCCCGCCUCAUUAUUUGAUGACCUUCCGGACGCGCCGUUCGCGGCCGCCAUCCCCUCCGCCAGAGACCCGGCCCGUCUCCUCCCGCAGACGGUCGCUCACCGGGGGUACAAGGCGCAGUGGCCGGAGAACAGCCUCGAGGGCAUGCGCGCGGCGGUGCAGGCCGGCGCGCACGGUAUUGAGACGGACGUGCACCUAACCCGGGACGGCGUUGUCGUCAUGUCACAUGACGCCACUUUGAAACGCUGCUAUGGCGUAGCAAAGAAGAUUGCCGACUGUGACUGGGAGUAUAUUUCGACUCUGAGGAGCUUGAGGUCGCCACAUGUUGGGAUGCCGCGGUUGAGUGACGUCUUGGGACUGCUAGCAGAGGACGGCAUGCAGAAGACGUGGUGCGUGCUCGAUAUCAAGAUUGACGACGAUGCGGAUCAGCUUCUAUCCAGCAUGAGGCAAGUCUUGGACUCGGUCAAAGGUCCUGUACCAUGGGAGGAGCGUAUCCUCCUCGGCUGCUGGAACGCCACAUACAUUACCACAGCACGGCGUCUCCUUCCCACGUUUCCCCUCUCGCACAUUUCCUGGUCACGCUCCUACUCGCAGCAUUUUGGCACCGCCAUUCCCAACCUCGGCUUCAGCCUGCACUUUUCCACCCUAUCCGGCCUGCUGGGCCGGCGCUUCCUGCGGCAUGCGCGUGGUGCUCACCCCAUGGUCCCCGCCGCGCCCGUCAUGACGUGGACCGUCAACCAGGAUAACUGGAUGUGGUGGCUGCUGGACCGAAACCUGGUCCGGGACCACCAGGGCGGCAAGGACGUGGUGUCCUCGGCGCGGGUGCUGGACGCCGUCAUCACGGACGACCCGAGACAGUUCCGCGCGGCGUGCGAACGGUGGGAGGACGAGCUGGACGGGAAGCGCGAGAGGCCACGGCUGGGGCUGGUCAGCUGUGUGAGGAGCGGAUGGGGCGACGGGUGGGAGGCGGCAAAGUUUACGCUGCUGUGGGUGGUGCUGCAGGCCGUUCGGAGGUUUUCGAAGAGGCUGGAUACGCUGCCUGACGUGAUGAAGCGCAAGAUCCAGUAG